CGCAACGGUAAGCUCGCGUGCUGCCGGACCGACGUCGUCAGCCCCCAAAACCAAACAUUUACAGAUUAUCCUACCCUCCUCCCGCUGCCUCCGGCUCGAAACCUUGGGCUGUCAAUUCCUCGUCCUCCUCGCCACAGAUCGCCAUAGCUCGGGAAUGGAAGCGUCACCGCUGACCCGUCAGGCCCCGCCCGAGGUCUUCAAACCCAAGAUCGUACAGCUGUACGAGUCGCUGUUCAAGGAUGCCGAAGAUGACGCAGAACGCUCCGAGGGCUUCUGGCGCGAGUUCUUUCUCCUGCGGCCCGACCGCGCCGCCUUGAAACGAAUCCUCGAUGGCCUGGGGCCGGCGGACAUGCUUGCGUUGGAGGAGCAUACUAGGGAGCUUUUCGCCCGCGCUGUUACUGCCAUGAAGAGUGGACAGGGUGUCGCAGAUCUGCAUGCGCUUGACACACUCAGUGUGUUCCUGUGCUCGGCUCUUUCGAAAAAGUAUGCGCACCCUAGCUCGGAUAUCAUCAUCGUCUUGGCUGGGAUCGAUUAUGUCGAUACGAUCUUUACGGACUUUGUGGGCGCUGUGGACCAGAUCAUUAGGAGUGGGAAGAGCUUGGAAUUGCGACAAAAGGCGGUCGAGGUUGUCCUGGCUGUGACGGCGGGCGCAUACCAGACAAGUCUCUUGACAUACUUUAUCCAGAGAGACCUCUUCCCCUCAGUAAUGAAGUUCAUACAAGACACCGACACGACGGAGCGCAUCCUCAGCCCCUUUUCCCUCCUUGGCCUCUUGGCAAACUACAACAAAUUCGAGUUCCAGAACCCCUACCAGAUGCGAUUAAACGACUUUGUCAACGAGGCGACAAUCAAGAAGAUCAUCCGGUGCAUAGGUCAGACGUGCGAGAGCUUGACUACACAAUUCGUGGAUGUGCAAGAUGACUUGCCCGAGGGGUGGACAUUCAACGGUACACUACGCAUGAUGGGCCUUGGCGCGGUUGCGAGGGGUCCUAAGCCGGAAAAGAAGCCCGUCUACGAUGCCGAGACCAUGAAGCAGAUGUUUACAAAGCUACCCGGCGAGGAAGCAGCCGUGUUGCUAGCAACCUAUGACUUUACCCACGCCAACAAGCUGUUCUGCUUCAACCUCGCCACCCUGCCUGCCGAAAAGGGCGAAGAACAGCCAUUGGCAGCCUUCACAUCACUCACGUCCUACCUACUCCAGCAUGCCCAUCUCUCCGAACGCACGACACACUACUCGCAUCUCAACCUAAUGGUCUUCCGCCUCCUAAUCGAGGACCCCGUGCUAUGCAAGCGGAUAUGCAGCGAAGAGUCCAAGGGGCAGGUCCGUCUGUGUCGCCAGAGGCAACCGUUCCUCCCGCUGGUCAGAGGGGACCGGAUCCUGGCGACAGCCGUGCUGGAUACCAUGGUGGACGGUAUCACACACAAUCUUCGGAGGAGGCUGGACGUCGGGCUCUACACGCUCUGCGUCGGCAUCCUGCUGCGGGUGAUUUCCUAUCUCUCAAGGUCACGGACGCGACUGACGUAUCACUGGGCGGAUCUGUUCCGCGCGUUGCUGAACCUAAUUCGGUUCCUGACACAAUACGUCGCGGACCUGAAGGACCUCUCGCAAAUCGACCUCCUGCUAGACAAUGUCGUCAACCUGGUCGCGCUUUCGCUCUCGGCUGGCGAAGGAUUCUUGCCGUCACCGGCGGCAUACGAUGAUCUAUUCUACAAGGUCGUCGAGGCGGGCGACACGCUGACCAAGUUCAAGGAGAGCUAUCAGCUCGGCAAGCGGCCGAGCAACUCGAUUGACACGCUUAUUAGCGUGAGCACGCACUACAAGGAGCUGCUUGCGGAGGGCGGCAAGAAGAAGGGGAACCUGACGAGCAUGCAGGUGACGGAGGUGAUCAAGCAAGGAUAUGAGACGCUGAGUAUACAGGCGAAAGAGGGGCUUGAUACGUGGGAUCGGUACCGGGAGGCGGACGAGAGGACGUUGUUGAAGAAGAUGGCGAGGGCGGCUGUUGCUGAUGUGAGAGGGUUGGUGGAAAGGUGA
Molecule: messenger RNA, 2032 nt
Organism: Colletotrichum acutatum
Lineage: Eukaryota; Fungi; Ascomycota; Sordariomycetes; Glomerellales; Glomerellaceae
Exons: 6
Coding region: 155-2032 (625 amino acids)
Cellular component (GO): cytosol
Source: RefSeq, a predicted model, not a curated record